UUCUGCCGCCCCUCACUUUCGCUCCUGCAGCUUUCCAAACAAACCCGGGCGGGAUGGGAGUGUCUUCUUGGCUGUGGAAAUCGAGCCUCCUACCUUGUCCUGAAGCCACCACCGCCUUUCCCCGGCCCUCCCUUUCUGGUGAUUUUCCUGUCCCGGACGGCCGGCGAGGGCGCGCGGCUGGUGUCCGCCCCGCCCGAAAGCACUUGCAAGUGAAGAAAUAGCACAACUCUUGGUCUUGGAUAAAUUCUAGUAGAGAGGCCCCAACAGUUUAGCAGACAGCCUCCUGAGCCUUUGGCAUCCUGUUCCCCCCUUACCACUCUUCACCUUCAGGACCAGAGGGCCUUUGGAAAACAGAUUCCUAAAAGUGCCGGGGGCGAGCCAUGAGAGGGUAUCUCGUGGUCAUAUUCCUGAGUGCUGUCUUCCUCUAUUAUGUGCUGCAUUGUAUAUUAUGGGGAACAAAUGUCUAUUGGGUGCCACCUGUGGAAAUGAAGCGGAGAAAUAAGAUCCAGCCUUGUUUAUCAAAGCCAGCUUUUGCCUCUCUCCUGAGGUUUCAUCAGUUUCACCCUUUUCUGUGUGCAGCUGAUUUUAAAAAGAUUGCUUCCUUGUAUGGUAGCGAUAAGUUUGAUUUGCCCUAUGGGAUAAGAACAUCAGCGGAAUAUUUUCGACUUGCUCUUUCAAAACUGCAGAGUUGUGAUCUCUUUGAUGAGUUUGACAAUGAGCCAUGUAAAAAGUGCGUGGUGGUUGGUAAUGGAGGAGUUUUGAAGAAUAAGACAUUAGGAGAAAAAAUCGACUCCUACGAUGUAAUAAUAAGAAUGAAUGAUGGUCCUGUUGUAGGACAUGAAGAGGAAGUGGGGAGAAGGACAACUUUCCGACUUUUUUAUCCAGAAUCUGUUUUUUCAGAUCCCAAUCACAAUGAUCCUAAUACUACGGCAAUUCUCACUGUUUUUAAGCCGCAUGAUUUAAAGUGGCUGUUGGAAUUGUUGAUAGGUGGCAAAAUAAAUACUAAUGAUUUUUGGAAGAAACCAGCUUUAAACCUGAUCUAUAAACCUUUUCAAAUCAGAAUAUUAGAUCCUUUUAUUAUCAGAAUGGCAGCUUAUGAACUGCUUCACUUUCCAAAGGUGUUUCCCAAAAAUCAGAAACCCAAACACCCGACAACAGGAAUUAUUGCCAUCACACUGGCAUUUCUCAUAUGUCAUGAAGUUCACAUAGCUGGUUUUAAAUACAACUUUUCUGACCUCAAGAGUCCUUUGCACUACUAUGGGAAUGCCACCAUGUCUUUGAUGAAUAAGAAUGAAUAUCAUAAUGUGACUGCAGAGCAGUUCUUUUUGAAGGACAUUAUAGAAAAAAACUUUGUAAUCAACCUGACUCAAGAGUGACCCUACAGACUCAGAAGAUGAUGCUUACAGUAGAGCUUCAUUGAUUUCUCUUAAGAGGGUUUGAAAAGCUUUCAAUGUCCCUCAUAAUCUACUGGUUCUUUCUGUCUCAUCUGACAUGGUGUUUCUUACAGCCCUUUUGCUCUCCAGGUGACAAUGUGGAGCCAAGGCAAAAAGUUCAAGCUUUAUCACUUUCCUCACCUUUGUGGCCUCAUUCACAUUUAGAUGAGUUCAGACUCUGUUCCCCCCUGCCAGGGUGAGGGGAGGGGAGAAGCAAGUGUAUGUGUGAUGUCAUAAUUUUAAAUCCUAUAUAAAUUCUCUACUCAAACCAUAUUCAUCAGCGAAUAAACCCAUUGUUCAAUGCAAAGUGCAAAUAGUGAAACAUGAACUUAAAUAACUGGACUAGACCCGGCACAUACAACAGGAUCUACUACAUUGAUAGCAUUUAAUAAAAUAUAAAUCAGAAUUCACAAUAUCUUAUCUUUAACUGUGCUGGUUCCUAAGAUCAAGUAACAGCCAAGUCAGUGUAAUUUUAUGAAAACCUAUAAUGGCCACACUUCCUACAUCAUUGUCUGAUUCUAUUUCUAAAAUUAUAUUAACAGGAAAAAAAACUUAAUCCAAUAAACCACAGUGACUUAAGUCUUAAAUGUUUCAAGCAAAGAAUAACAAUUCAAGAGAAUUUUGUCAAAAAUGGUUACUUUCACAUUUUCAGUUGUUACUUGAUUGUCUCCAAAGCUUGUAUAUAUAUCAGACAUAUAAAUGUAGUAAUAAACAAAAACAAAAACCCCUCAAAUAUGAGAACAAAUAAUCUAAAAGAAAAAGUACAAAACCAAAAAAACUGUUUGAAUCAGGCUCAGCUCUUCAUCUGGCAAGUAAAAUAUAUAAAAGUAGUAAAAACUAGAUAUUUUAUAACAAUCAUUGGUAGUUCAAGGACAGUCUAGUGGCAAUAUGAAUCAAGUCUUAAAAUAUGCAUAAUUUCAGAAAACACUUGCCUCUCAUCAAAAGAAAAGAAAAAAGCUCCAGGGAAAAAUAAUCAGGUACACACAAUUACACAAAAAUAGCAAGCUUCUUUGGAAAAAUGAAAUAGUUAUUUAAAUCAUCUCUUUUAAAGCUUCACAUAGGUAUACGACUUGAAGAAAAGCAUAUUCUCUGAGUACUAAGGAUGAAAAAAAAAAAUAAUAAAGCAACUGGUUUACUUUCUUCCCACCUGAAAGGGGAUGACGGCAUUAAUACAUGUGCUUUAUACAUUCAUAUACAAUUUUAAUAAAAGUUCAACAUCUGUGCUUUUUGUUUCAAAUAUUUUAAAACAAAAUAUAUAUUGAUUUUUUAAUGAAUGAAAUUGUGCCUCAAAGUUUGGAAAGGGAAAACUAAAUGAAAAUAAAACUGACAAAAUCAUACAAAAAGAGGGCAGGAAGGUUUCAGAAAUAAUUCUCUUUUUGAAGCAAUGUUUUAGAAUACUGAUAUACUCAUGGAAGCAAGCUGUUCAUCUUUAAUUCAAAUUUAGUGAAUUCUGGCAACUUCAUAAUCUGAUGGCACAGGCUAACAGAAAUGACUAGAACCUGAUGGAAAAGUACAUUUUAACAUUAAGUCUACAAACUAAGGUUUAUGGAAGAGAUCAUGUCAAAUUUAUAUAUUUUUAUCAUAUAGUGGGUGUCUCAUGUUGUUUUGCCAGUCUAAAGACUUUUAAAGAUGGUUUUUACACUAUAGGCUAAAUUACAGAUGAUUUCUAUUUUACCCUACAUAAAACUAUUUCUGGGCAGGUGACAAGUUGCCAGAAGCUAUCAAAAACAAGGCAUAAAUAUUCACUUGCUAGGAUGCUAUAACGUCUGCUUCUAGUUACGACAUGUACUCACACCUUUUACCACAUAGACAAAGGGCACAAUCAGUACACAAGUACUGGAGAAUACAUGUUGGUCUUAUAUUUUACUG
Molecule: messenger RNA, 3302 nt
Organism: Cynocephalus volans (Philippine flying lemur)
Lineage: Eukaryota; Metazoa; Chordata; Mammalia; Dermoptera; Cynocephalidae
Gene: ST3GAL6
Product: ST3 beta-galactoside alpha-2,3-sialyltransferase 6
Exons: 12
Coding region: 381-1376 (331 amino acids)
Biological process (GO): glycolipid biosynthetic process
Molecular function (GO): beta-galactoside alpha-2,3-sialyltransferase activity
Source: RefSeq, a predicted model, not a curated record